AUGACAAUCAACAACAACGACAACACUAGUGCUGAUUUUUCUGGAGAUGGAAAUCGAGCAAACGAUAACAAUUAUAGAAACAGUAAUUAUGAUGCUGUUACAGCAAAUGAAGAUGAGCAUACGUCAUUGUUAAAUAAUUUAUCUAGACACAGCAAUAAUUGUGGCAAGAACACAGAUGUUUUAAUAACAAUAAAAGACUGUUGUUGGUCUCCAAGAUCGAGAAUAAAUCCAUCAUCGUUUCGUGAUUGGAAUGUGUUAUCAUUAAGGAUAACGUUAUUUCCUCAUACGCACCAUCACCUUAAUAGUAAAGUGGAUGAAUUUGGAAGAUAUAAAUAUAUUGGAAUGGUAAUGUUUUUUAUCAGCGGGGAAAAAAUUAAAAACCAUAUUGAUUUGGAAUUGGAUUCGAAACCAGAACCGGAAGAAUUUAAAAUAGCGUUUUAUACAACAAUAUCUGCUUACGCGCUAAGUACCGUAAUAACCGUGGUACAUUUUUUGAACACUUCUCAGAAGUCCUUGAUUAAGGAUGGUUGGAUAUUCGAGCUUCAAAAAAAUCAAACCACAAUACCCGAAUUCUACUCUGAUUUCAAGUUUAAAUUUAUUGAUUGGGAAGCAAUAGGAGAAACUAUUCCAACAAUGCUUAUGCUUGGAUACUUUACAAUACUAAAUGUUAAUAUAAACAUUAGUAAAUUGGAAACUUCACUUGAUAACCAUAAUCAAUUAAAUAGAGAUCGUGAACUGAUUGUUCAAGGAGUUUCCAAUUUAAUUUCUGGAACUUUUCAAGUUUCCUUGGGACAUGAAGAGUCAAUUAUAUUGAUUAAAUCAGGAGUAAAUAAUCAUGUUAUGGGAAUGAUACUUGCAUUUUGUAUUGGUAUAACAGUAUAUUUCGGAGAAAUAUUACUUUUGAUUGAACACAUUCCUACAAUAGCUGUAGGCACAAUAAUCUUCUACUUGGGACUGGAGAUGAUCCGAGAGGCAUUGUUAGAUUCAUGGAAAAUUUUCAAUAUGGUAGAAUAUUUGAAUGUCAUAGCCACAAUGGGUGCAAUGGUGAUUACUGGGUUUGUUGAAGGAAUAUAUAUUGGGAUUACUAUCUCAUAUAUAUCCUUCAUGUUGUCAAAUUAUCAAAAGGGAGUAAUUAAGACAACAUUUUUAGGUAAUUCAGAUAGAUCUUUUGUCAGAAGACAUUACCGAGACCAAAGAUUUCUUGAAGAAGUUGGUAGUCAAAUCUAUGGAAUGACAUUACAAGGUUAUAUGUUUUAUGGAGCAAUUAAAAGAGUUGAAAAUACUAUAAAGAAAGCUUUGGUUGAUGGUGAACAGGAUGGAAAACCUAUUAAAUUCUUGAUUUUGAAUAUGCUUUGUGUCACUGGGUUUGAUAUUAAUUCUGUCCAUGUGCUUGAAAGCAUACAAAAGCAUCUUCAACAUCAAAGAGUAUAUCUUGUAAUCUGUGGAUAUAAAUCUCAGGAAGCUUGUGUACCAUUGAAGAAUUUAUCAUUUUGGAAUGAUGUUACAAAUGAUUAUGUAAAGUUUUGUGAUGAAGUUAAUGAGGCACUGGAAUGGUUUGGAGUACAACAUCAGACCACAUCAUCUUUACUUAAUGAUGAAUCUUUUUGCAGUCCUCAAAUUGAAGAUGCUGGAAGAAGCAUAUUUGAAAAUAAAAUUGGUCUUGAAAGUAAAAACAAACUUGUAAAUAUUUUGAUGAAAGCAUUUAAGGAAAUUACCAAUGAAAGAGAAGAAUUUUUUAAUUUGCUAGUUCCAUAUUUUACAAAAGAAGAAAUACAAAAGGACUCACAAUUGUGGUCAAAAGGUGAUAAUCCAAAUUGUAUAUAUGUAGUGGAGCAAGGACAAUUGAGCACAUGGAUUUCAGCAGAAAACAACAUAAAAAAAGUAACUGAGAGAAUCUUACCACUUACCAUGGUAGGUGAAUUAGGAUUUUUCACUGAUAAUCAGCGACAAACAAAUUUGGUGACAGAUACUCUAUGUGUUCUAUGGAAAAUGGAUCAAGCUUCUUAUUUAAGUAUGAUGAAAUGUAAUCCCGUUUUAGGAGCGAUUUUUAUGAAAUUGGCAAUGAAAUUCUCUGUAGAAAGGUUACGAAAGUUGGAUCGUUAUGUUUUUGAUUAA
Messenger RNA from Entrophospora candida, 2115 nucleotides. The record is from the annotation of a GenBank genome assembly. NCBI's taxonomy places the organism in Eukaryota, Fungi, Glomeromycota, Glomeromycetes, Entrophosporales, Entrophosporaceae.